Molecule: messenger RNA, 819 nt
Organism: Cotesia congregata
Lineage: Eukaryota; Metazoa; Arthropoda; Insecta; Hymenoptera; Braconidae
Source: the annotation of a GenBank genome assembly
UUAGUACGAACGACACAAAACCAAACUUUUAACCAAAGGAACAAAGGAUAUACACACAUAUAUGCAGCCAUAGGAAUGAUAAUUACUCUCGAAAUGUCUGAAGACACGAUUGAUGAAAGGUUAUCAGAAGAAAUCGAAGCUCUUUGUGCUAUUUUGCUGGACAAUGAGUUCAAAGUACAAAAGAAUGAUCGGGGUUUCCCAGAUACUAUUGAGAUCCAGAUUUUUCCGUCAACGGGAGAAGAUCCACAGUCACAAUAUGUUUGUAUAACUCUCAUUGUGCAUCUUGUAUCUGAUUAUCCAGAUGUACCACCUAAAAUUUCAUUAAAAAACCCUCGAGGUUUGGAUGAAAGUACAUUGAAAAUAAUCCAAAAAGAAUUAGAAGUUAAGUGCCAAAAAUUUUCAGGUCAACCCGUGGUCUUUGAAUUGAUAGAGUUAGUUCGUGAACAUUUGACUCAAAAAAAUUUACCAACAGGGCAAUGUGUUGUAUGCUUAUACGGUUUUCGUGAUGGCGAUAAAUUCACAAAAACUGAGUGUUAUCACUAUUUUCAUUCCCAUUGUUUAGCGGCUCAUAUUAUUGCUUCUGAACGUUAUUAUCGAGAAGAGUUAGAUAAAUUACCUCAGUGGCAGCAGGAUAUCGCCAAGGAGUUCAAGGUUCUGAUCGAGAAUGCCCGUUGCAUAGGAGUUCUACCAAAAAAUUUAAUUGAUGAGCAAAAAGAAGCUUACUGUAUGGAUAUUGACAUUGAUCGUGGUAUUGAAGAUCGUUUAAAGGAAAAAAAGAAGAAACAUCGGAGCGGAAGUCUCACUCGUAAGAUUUUUUAA